Ostreococcus tauri is the source of this 183-nucleotide messenger RNA. RefSeq names its product unnamed product. The record is from RefSeq and is a predicted model, not a curated record. The transcript has a single exon. Bases 1 to 183 code for a protein of 60 amino acids. Lineage: Eukaryota; Viridiplantae; Chlorophyta; Mamiellophyceae; Mamiellales; Bathycoccaceae.
AUGGGCGCCGCGGAGGGGCCGUCGCAGUGGGAGCACCAGGUUGGACACGCGAUGGACCUCCUGCUCGGUCUCAUGGCGCUCGUCGGGGGGUUUCUUGGAUGGAUGUACUGUCACCUGCGGGCGGAGCGGAGACGACGGAUGGCGGAGCGCGCGCGAUUGGUGAGCGAGCGAGGGGUGGUGUAG